AUGCCGCCAAAGACGCCCAGAAAGCCGGUGACGGCCAGCGCGGCAAGACCACGUUCUAAAAAGCUCAAUGGACACUCUGGUCCCCUCAAACUUCUUCCCAAGGUUAUCGCGAUGCUAUCUCUGGCCGCUCUGUCUUCUUCGGUAUCUCAACUGAACCUCUCACCCGUUUAUGGGGUAAUACCUUCAUACCUCUAUCAUCAGAAGGCAAUCACAGCGACAGCCUUCAUAGCCUUUAUGGGUAGAUCCGCGCUCAACAUAUAUCUGCCCAAAAACGUGGAGAAGUACAUCCCUGUCUUAGCAUUCUGGAUACCGAAUAUACAACAUGUCCUCUUCAAGUUCAGCGGCCAACUGGGUCCGACGUACGGACCAAUCUUGACUGAGGCUCUCACGUUCGUUCCAUUACUAGGCCUUGUCUUCUAUACUGUGAGCUCCAUGCUCGACUCACUAGACCUGAGCGAGCUCAAUCCAGUCAUAGCGGACAUGCUUCCACCGGUCGGAUCCUACUUCAUGUUCUCCAUUGUUGAGAAAACCAUCUCGUCGUCUAUAUCUCAAUGGAUGGGCAGCACCGAUCUACUCACACGAUCUGGGCUAAACUUCCUCAUAGCUGCUGGCUUCGCCGCUCUGAGCCCGUCGCUGUUGCUUCUGCUGGCUGCACCAGCUCUAUACCAUACCAUUGCAUUCAAUCCGCAUCAGUUCCCGGAUAGGACGAUACCGACGCUGAACAGCGCACUUCAACCUCACAACUUCACCCUCCUGGCGCGCCACGAAAGCCUGACUGGCUACGUCUCUGUUCUCGAGUCAUCAUCCUCUCACUUCCGCGUUCUGCGAUGCGAUCACUCUCUGCUCGGCGGCGAAUGGCUUGUUACGCCUCAGCGCCAGCAGCAUGGCCAGAGGGUACCUGAGUCCAUAUACCAAGUCUUCACAAUGCUCGAAGGCGUGAGACUUCUCGAGACCGGUGACAAUCGGCCUGAAUCCGAGAAAUCCGCGCUCGUUAUUGGUCUUGGUGUCGGGACCGCACCAAAAGCGUUGAUCGAGCGCGGGAUCAACACCACCGUAGUGGAGCUGGAUCCAAUCGUACAUGAGUAUGCGAUGAGCUAUUUCGGAUUACCAGCGAACCACACGGCCGCGAUCGAAGACGCUGUCCCCUUCGUCGAGCGCACGUCUGCCAAGACACCGGGCGCGUUUGAUGUGAUUAUCCAUGAUGUCUUCACGGGAGGUGCGGAGCCAGCCUCGCUGUUUACUUUGGAAUUCCUUGAGAGGCUGAAGGCACUCUUGAGCGAGAAAGGUGCCAUAGCAAUCAACUAUGCAGGAGAUCUGGCACUACCGUCGACACGGCUUGUUCUCAACACCAUCUACACUGCCUUUCCCAACUGCCGGCUGUUCAGAGACAGUCCACCGAAUCCAGCCGUGCCAACCGAUUUCAUCAACAUGGUCCUCUAUUGCGUCAAGAACGAUGAGGGCAAGGGAAAGGAGGCUGUCCGGUUUAGAAAGCCAACCGAGCAAGACUUUGGAAAGAGCUUGGCUAAAAGACAGCAUUUGGUGCCGAAGGUGGAAUUAGAAAUCGACUUUGUAUUUGAUCCAGACGAGAAGAAGGAUUUGCUCAAGAAAGGCAAUACGCAUGAGCUGGAAAGACAUCAUGCGGAUAGUGCGCGUAGCCACUGGAAAAUAAUGAGAACGGUGCUGCCGGAUGCAGUGUGGGAGAAUUGGUGA
Molecule: messenger RNA, 1710 nt
Organism: Coniosporium apollinis CBS 100218
Lineage: Eukaryota; Fungi; Ascomycota; Dothideomycetes
Exons: 1
Coding region: 1-1710 (569 amino acids)
Source: RefSeq, a predicted model, not a curated record